AUGUAUAUGAUGAAUAAAGUAUUGGAGAAUUUGAUCGGAAAGCCUGUUGAACAAAGAUUUGAAGAAAUCGAGCUUGAAGAAGUCAGAGCACGAUGUAAGGCUGAGAUUGCAGCAGAAAUGAAGAACAAGGGUAAAGGUGUUCAAGUUGAAGGUGUUUCUGAAGUAACUAAAAGGUCAAUCGUUCCGUCAAUUGUUCCUGAAUCACCUAUUCAAAAUCCUUGUCCUAUAUCUUCGGUUUCUGGUGUAUUUGAUGAUGAUGUAGAAAUUGAUGAUGUAGAAAAUGAUGAUGAGGAAGAUGAUGAAGAAGAAGUUGAUGACGAAGAAAUUAUGAAAGAUGAUGCAGAUGAUGUGUUUUCUUCAAAUAGUGAUCAUGAUGAUGAUGACAAUGAUGAUAAUGAUCAAGGUUCUACAGGCAUCAAAGUUACUGAAGCGUCUACUAAAGAAAAUGUUGAUGAUUAUCUUCAUGAUGAUGCUAAUGAAGAAUCUGAGAAUGCUGAAAGUGAGGGGGAGCCUGAUGAUACAAAGAAUGUUGAUGAAAGUGAUGAUCAUGUUACAAGAUUGAUCCUUUGUCUUUAA
Messenger RNA from Helianthus annuus (common sunflower), 576 nucleotides. RefSeq names its product rRNA-processing protein EFG1-like. The coding region runs from base 1 to 576 and encodes 191 amino acids. Lineage: Eukaryota; Viridiplantae; Streptophyta; Magnoliopsida; Asterales; Asteraceae. The record is from RefSeq and is a predicted model, not a curated record. The transcript has a single exon.